GGAAGCGAAAAUGAGUUACCUACUACCGACGCUGACGACGAAGAAAGAAGUAGACACGAUCAUCCGGGACACCAUAGACAAGGUCCUGGUCCUUCGCUUCGGCCGUGCCGCCGACACCGUCUGUCUCCAACUGGACGACAUCCUUGCCAAGACGGCGCGUGAGGUUUCCAAAUUCGCGACGGUGGCUUUAGUCGACGUAGAUUCCGAGGAUGUUCAGGUUUACGUUAAGUAUUUCGAUAUCACUUUGAUUCCUUCGACUGUUUUCUUCUUCAAUGCUCACCAUAUGAAGAUGGAUUCUGGGACCGCGGAUCACACGAAAUGGGUGGGUGCAUUUCAUGAAAAGCAGGACUUCAUCGAUGUCGUAGAGGCAAUAUUUAGGGGAGCCAUGAAAGGCAAGCUGAUUGUUAAUUGCCCUCUACCCCCAGAGCGAAUACCGAAAUAUCAGUUGCUAUACAAGGAUGUAUAACUUUUUAGGUCUUGACAUGGAUCAUGUGAGACAACCAGUUGUUUUCAUCAUGUAUCCCACCAUUAUAGUUUGGAGAUUAUCGUUGAUCCCACUGAUGAAUCAUUUCAGUUCAAAUAAGGGAAUGGAACAUCGCGCUUCAUCCAGAGAGAAAAAGUAUCAGUUAAAACCAAUACCAUCAUUCAAGCAAAGAACCAAAGUCGACAUUAGGGGUGUAACUAAUGAAGAAAAAUGACUCUUCUGUCUCCUAGUUUUUAUCUUGCUUAGCUAAACUUAAUUCUACAAGAAUGAUUCAAAAACUCACAAGCUAGUGAAGUUCUAUCCAAAACUUGUCACUGACUUAUAUCUGGUGAUUGAAGUUUUUGCACGGUUACUCUGCUGCAUCUUCUAAUGAGAAAUUUUGUCUGUAUUU
Durio zibethinus is the source of this 875-nucleotide messenger RNA. RefSeq lists its product as uncharacterized. Gene Ontology annotation, cellular component: U4/U6 x U5 tri-snRNP complex; spliceosomal complex; U5 snRNP. Lineage: Eukaryota; Viridiplantae; Streptophyta; Magnoliopsida; Malvales; Malvaceae. Gene Ontology annotation, biological process: mRNA splicing, via spliceosome. The record is from RefSeq and is a predicted model, not a curated record.